UUGACAGAAUUCCACGAUCAGAUUAUCCCAAUUUUCGCAACAAAUCAUGUAAUCCACUACCAAAGCCCCCUUUUUCCCCGAUUGAGGAAUGCUCUGAUCGAAUUAGGGUUACAAUUGAAGCUUGUUUAAUUAAAUUAGAAGAGAUAACAUCUAAUUUCUGAAACCGCAAUGGCAGAAUCACAGAGUAAUCAACGCGGCGACCGACUCAGUGAGUUGCCCGACUCGCUAAUCCUUCACAUCCUCUCCUUCCUCCCAAUGCGCCACGUCGUUCAGACAACCCUCCUCUCCAAGCGCUGGGCCGAUCUAUGGCGGACCGUCUCCUCCCUCACCUUCGACGACGGAACCAAUGACGCGGCCGAACAAGAGCAAUUCCUCGAAUUCCCACUCUUCGUCAACCGCGCCAUGAGUCUCUGGAAAGGGACCGAGAUCCUGAAAUUCCACGCCGCCUUCGACUACACCUGCUGGGACUACGCCUCGAGCGACCUCGACGUGUGGCUGCGCGUCGCCAUGGACAAGCAGGUGCAAGUCCUCAGCCUCAACCUCACAAAAUCCGAGGAAAACAUCAAUCGGUAUCAUCGCGACGAUGACAGCGACAUCGACGAUGGCGAUUUUGGUGGCGAUGAUUUGUACACGGUGCCGCCGCGUCUGUUUUCGUGCUCGUCGAUCAGAGAAUUGUCGCUCGCGGCGUGCAACGUGAGAUUUGGGGGAAAUGUGCGGUGGGAUAAGCUGGAGUUCUUGAAGAUCGAAGGGGUGCGGCUGAGCGACGGCCUGGUGGGGCGGGUGGUCUCCGGCAGCCCCCGGCUGGAGGUCCUGAUCCUGCGCGUGGUCGAGAGCCACGACGACUUGAAUAUCCAGUCGGAGAGCUUGAGGAGGCUGACGGUGGAGAAGUACUAUAGAGGUGAUCCGGCCAAGCACACCAUGCUCACGAUUUGGGCUCCCAAUUUGGAAAGUUUGGAGAUUUUGGGGGUUGUUUAUCGCAUGGUUGUGUUGGUGAAUGUGGCGUCCUUGAUUGAUGUGGAUUUGGGGUUUUGUGGUUGGGAUGAGUGUCAUGGGCUGCUUGGGGAGAUGAUGGUGUACGUUUUUGAAUGCAUUUGUCGUGCUCGAAAUGUCACCUUGUCCAAAUGGUGUGUUAAGAUGCUUGUAAUGAUGAAGAAGAGAGGUUCUCUUUCAGUCUCAUCAGAUGCCAAGUAUUUAAAGCUAUCUGGGAACAAGCAAGAAAUAAUAGAGCUUCUUGAGAUGUACCCUAAUCUUACAACGUUAGUCAUCGAAGUAUUACACGGCGUACGUGAGCCAGAAUAUCCAUCUUUAUUAGAAAUCCGGCAGGCUUACUUCCGUGAUAAUUCGCCUGCGAUUACUACCCCUAAACUCUUUAUGAAAAAGCUAUCGAGCUUCUCUAAGGAAUCAUUGAUGCAGCUGAGAAGAGUCGAGAUCACUUGGAUCGCGACUGAUACCUCAGUAUACCCUCUCAUAGAGUUGGUGUUCAAGUGUAGCCCGCUAGAGAAGAUGGUCUUGCGCGUGCAACAGCUCACGUCACUUCAACCGCCGUCUAUGUUCGUGCUUACUCGGAAACUUCUUAGAAUGCGGAGAUCCUCCCCUGCUGUAGAGGUGUCUUUCUUUGGUUGAAUGUUGAUGAUAAUGCUGGAUUUUACAGGAUAGAAAGUAAAUAAUCCACCUUCUUCACAAGGUAUAACUUAGCAUUUUGAGGUUAAACUGUCAUUUUGCAUGAAUUGAAUGUACCAUCUAUAGGAUUACUCCCAUAUGGCCAUAUUGAAAGUUAUGCUAAUUUUAUUG
Salvia miltiorrhiza (redroot sage) is the source of this 1791-nucleotide messenger RNA. RefSeq names its product putative F-box protein At1g49610. The transcript is spliced from 2 exons. The coding region runs from base 169 to 1623 and encodes 484 amino acids. Gene Ontology annotation, molecular function: protein binding. Lineage: Eukaryota; Viridiplantae; Streptophyta; Magnoliopsida; Lamiales; Lamiaceae. The record is from RefSeq and is a predicted model, not a curated record.